Messenger RNA from Hemiscyllium ocellatum (epaulette shark), 3138 nucleotides. RefSeq names its product WD repeat domain 20a (gene wdr20a). Lineage: Eukaryota; Metazoa; Chordata; Chondrichthyes; Orectolobiformes; Hemiscylliidae. Gene Ontology annotation, molecular function: protein binding. The transcript has 4 exons. Bases 55 to 1827 code for a protein of 590 amino acids. The record is from RefSeq and is a predicted model, not a curated record.
GCAAGCGUCCUGAGUAACAUCCGGGCUUGGAUAGGAUGAAUCCUAAAUUACAACAUGGCGACCGAGGGAGGAGGGAAGGAGAUGAACGAAAUCAAAACUCAGUUUACUACCAGGGAAGGUGUUUAUAAAGUGUUAACCCACUCCGAAUACAGCCGGCCGAACAGGGUGCCUUUUAAUUCCCAAGGAUCCAACCCAGUCAAGGUGUCAUUCGUGAAUGUGAACGACCAGUCUGGCAAUGGGGACAGAAUCUGCUUUAAUGUGGGCCGGGAGUUGUACUUUUACAUUUACAAAGGCGUAAGGAAGGCUGCAGAUUUAAGUAAACCUAUAGACAAGCGGAUUUACAAAGGAACACAGCCCACCUGCCAUGAUUUCAACCAUUUGACAGCUACUGCAGAAAGUGUCUCCCUACUUGUGGGCUUCUCUGCAGGACAGGUUCAACUUAUAGACCCUGUAAAGAAAGAGACUAGCAAACUUUUUAACGAAGAAAGGUUAAUAGACAAGUCACGAGUAACCUGUGUUAAAUGGGUGCCUGGUUCAGAAAGCCUGUUUUUAGUGUCUCAUUCCAGUGGCAAUAUGUACUUGUAUAAUGUGGAACAUUCUUGUGGUACCACAGCACCGCAUUAUCAGCCAUUGAAACAAGGAGACAAUUAUGCAGUUCACACUUGUAAAAGCAAAUCUACAAGAAACCCUUUACUCAAAUGGACAGUUGGAGAGGGGGCUCUGAAUGAAUUUGCAUUCUCUCCUGAUGGGAAGUACCUUGCUUGUGUAAGUCAGGAUGGAUUUCUCCGUGUGUUUAACUUUGAUUCAGUGGAGUUACAUGGUACAAUGAAAAGUUACUUUGGAGGACUGCUAUGUGUGUGUUGGAGUCCAGAUGGAAAAUACAUUGUAACAGGUGGAGAGGAUGAUCUGGUGACCGUGUGGUCUUUUAUAGACUGUCGUGUAAUAGCCAGGGGACAUGGACAUAAGUCAUGGGUCAGUGUUGUUGCAUUUGAUCCGUAUACCACUAGUGUAGAAGAAAAUGAUCCUAUGGAGUUCAGUGGGAGUGAUGAGGACUUCCAAGACCAAAUACACUUUGGCAGAGAUCGAGCAAAUAGUACACAAUCUAGGUUGUCAAAAAGGAAUUCUACAGACAGUCGCCCUGUAAGUGUCACGUACAGGUUUGGAUCUGUUGGCCAAGACACACAGCUUUGUUUGUGGGAUUUGACGGAAGAUAUUUUGUUCCCUCACCAACCUCUUUCACGUGCUCGGACACACACAAAUGUGAUGAAUGCCACAAGCCCAUCUGCUGGAAAUGUUGCAACCAGCACUGGAAGCAAUGGCAACAGCAGCAUCACAACAACACCCAGCAACUCUUUACCUCCACCUCUUCCUCGAUCAAAUAGCCUUCCACAUUCAGCAGUUACAAAUGUCAAUAACAAAAGCAGCGUCAUGGAUGGUGCAAUUGCUUCUGGAGUCAGUAAGUUUGCAACCUUAUCACUACACGACCGCAAGGAAAGACACCAUGAGAAGGAUCACAAACGAAAUCACAGCAUGGGCCACAUUUCCAGCAAAAGCAGCGACAAGCUAAACCUAGUCACCAAAACUAAAAUGGACUCCGCUAAGACUCUUGGAACUUCUCUCUGCCCUAGAAUGGAUGAUGUGCCCUUGUUAGAGCCUCUUAUCUGUAAAAAGAUAGCACAUGAAAGACUGACUGUGUUAAUAUUUCUUGAAGACUGUAUAGUCACUGCCUGUCAAGAGGGAUUUAUUUGCACAUGGGCAAGGCCUGGUAAAGUGGGUUUAAUGUCAUCCCAAAACCAAGCCAAUUCGCCGAGCGGAACAGUAGUAUAGCCACCGUGGUACUGCUAGCAAAGCUUCGCCACAGGAUAAGAAGUAAUGACAUUGGAGCCAGGAGCUGGUCUUCAGCCACAGAGCUUUAGAAAUUUUAUUAUAGUGGUGUUUUUGUUCAAAAUUCUGCUGUGAAUUGUGUAGAGCUACCACUGGGGGAACAGUGUCGAGUGUAUGCUGUUGACAUGGGUUUAUCUGUCCAAGUAAAAUGGGAAGGCUGCUAACUCCAAGACUAUUCCUAACUUAUUUCCUUGGUAUUAGCAGCAAAUACUAAAAUCUAUUUUAUCAAAUCUUAACUUUUCAAUUUCUUUUGUUUUCUCAGCUGGUGUACUUUAAUCAUACAUAUAGUGAAAAAUGAUUAAAACAGUCUAUCUGCAGUGCAUUAAAUGGCCCUGUGAACAAGUAUCUCACUGUGUAUUUUGCACUGAUUUUUGUUUUGCUUCCUUUGUUUUUAAAAUGAAACUAGUUGGAAGGCAGCUUGGAAUGCACUCACUGGAAUUGAGUCAUUACUUUCUGGCUUGAAUUUGUGAUUCAAGAGGUGGAUGUUGCAAUCAUAGAUUUAUAUUAAGAAAAAGUUGCACUUAAUAGUUUAAUGUAAGUAGGAAAUAAAAUAGGAUGUGCAAAACCUCCCAGUACAGGUAUGUGCAGACAAAAAAGGAAUUUCUUCUGUAUCUAUUAAACAUGUAUUUUAAUAUUGUUUCAAAUUGAACCAACUGUAUUAUAAAUAUAAAUACUGUUCGUCAUGGGGCAAUGAUCAUACACUAGUUGAUGUUUUGUCUUCUAAUGAACGUGGUUUCUAAUUCAGAAAAUAGACAUAAAAUCUUGAAUAUAGUUUUUCUGUUUAUUUUAUUUCAGUUGUAAAAAUAGUAAAUUUGGCUGUAAUUAAUCCUUUGUUGAAUUGACUAUUUGGUACAAAAGAAAAUCUUUGUAUUAAAAAUUAAGGUUAUCUCAGCUGUAGAGUUUUCAUAACUAAUGCAUAUUUUAAAUUUCUGAGCUUUGUACUUCUGUGGUUGAUGCAUCGCCAAGGUCCAAAACCUAGCACAUGGAUUUAUUAGAUGCCAAUUAGGAACAAUUGCAUUGAGGAAUUGGUUGAUGCAAUUUUUUUGUGUGGGUUAGAAUUGCCUGGUCAUAACAGACCCUCAUCAAUGUAAAUGAAUUUAGGAUGUGCCAAACAUUUUACAGCUGUCAUGCAAUCUAACCAGGAAUUACUGUGGGUUGGGUCAUAUUAUAUUAUAAAGUUGCUGUACAGAUUAAUGCUGAUUUCUUGAAAGAAUGUAAAAGUACAGAUGAAGCUUGAAUAAAUGAUAUCUUGCA